AGCGAGGGGUUAAGUAAAAGCCUCCCUAAUCCUUUUAGCUGCGUGUGCUCAGCCAGGCACACACAGAUUCUCCGUGUUUCGGUACAUGCUUUAUUGAAAUAUUAAAGGAAUGAAAAACAAGUGAUGACGAAUAAUAUAUGGAUUUGCUUUCCUCAUCUAUGGAUUCUCAGCAGAGACAUUGAAGACAGCGUUAUCAGUUUAUUUUCUUUGGGGGACGAGCUUAUGUGACGCAGAGAGCCUGGAAGGCUGAACAACCGAAGCCAUCUGAAGAUGACAGAGCCAGCAGGUGGCUAAGGACCUUGUCAAUUGUUUUGGGCUGCUCACAGCAUGUUUUACCCUGCUGUAUUGUGACCCUACCGUGAGAGAACCAGAGCCUUUUGUGCAUACAAUGGGCUGUUCUCCAUCAAAAGGUAAAGCUUUUGGGACUUAUGGCUCCUUCAGGAGGGGUAAAGCAUUGCUACCCGGGACAGAGGAUGCUAGUCCUCGAGACUUCCAGUGUGCAGAGUCCAGAGAUUUGUCCGUAUCAGCAGAUGGAGAAACGAAAGAGAGAAAACCGGUCAACGGCCCAGCCCAGUCAUCGCAGAGGGAGCCUCCGUUCUCGCCGCAGAAAAGGAGAACUUGUUUGUCGGAUCCGCCUCAAGAAGUGGUCCAUUUGGAUAUUUCAGGAAGUCAAGCAACAAGUAGCACUCCGGCGGCGAAGGGGAAACAGAAGUCGUUGGAGAAAGAUACGACAGACAAAAGAUUGGCCAAGAAACCAAAGAAAACUAGCACAGGUGUGAAACCUGUUAAAAAGGAGAAAGCGAAAAAAGUAAUUCUCUCAGAGCAGAAGGUAGACUUCCCAGAACCUCUGGUGAAGGCUCACCAGGCCGCUUAUGGUUUUUUAAACCCAAGUAUAACUAAGUAUGACAUUCUACUGGGACUCUUGGAACAGGCCACACAGACCCAGGUGUCUGUGCAGCCUAUGGCCGCCUUCAUGCUCAUGCGUUAUGAGGAAUUAAAUCGUGGCUUGGAAGCAAUGGCUUACGAAGGAGAAAAACUCCUGAAGGAAAACGGUGAGCAUCUGGCUUGGCCAUGUCCAACGAAAAAACCCUCAUCUUCUUCUCCUGUGAAGCCAGGCUCUGCCGACGUUGACCCCCCACCAGAUUUGCUGCAGCAGCUGCUCCAGUACACCACACAACGGAUGCAGAAUGUGUGCCAGACUGUUGGGGGAAUUGGGGAUUCCGCUUUGGAGGAGGCUGUGGAGUACUUUGCAUCGCUCUCUGAGCUUUUAGAAGAGAAACUGCAUAUCAAGCGUGCAACGGAUGCUAGGCUAAUGCAACUUCUCACACGUAUUGAAACAGCCUCGCUACGUAAGCCUGGACCAGAGGAUUCGGCUCUCUUUAGCGAGGACAGUGGUAUUGGGGCCGAGAGCGAAUCCCUGGCUGGAUCUGAAAGGCGGCUUAGGAGAGAAAGCUGUGAAUCUACCGAAACAAAUAGAAGCAGUCCCAUUGGGUGCAACGCAACUGCUAGGAACUGGCGUUCGAGUCGAAGGCUUGCAGGUAAAAACAGUUUGAGUGGGUCCCUCACGUCCAUAGAUUCUACGUGUACAAUAAUGGCCAAGGAACUAAAUGACACAGAGUCAAUCCUGGGUUCGUUCUCGUUGGACUAUGGUGAGGAAGAUGACAUCGAUGGUGUUGGGGAUGCAGAUGUUGAUGACAGGGAUAUGGUGGUUAGAAGGCGAGCUAAUUCAUCUCCUAUAGACCCAUCACAACGCCCUCGACGUCUCGCACCAAAGCGCAUUGAAAACCCGCGUAAUGUGGAGAUGACUUUAAAAAUGAAAGACGCCAUCAGUGGCCGUAUUCAAUUUGUUCCAUCACAACAUGCAAUUUCCAAAACUAAGGUAACAGGAAGCCCAAAACAUAAUGGAGAACAGUGGAGGGAGGAGGAUGAGGAGCGAUCUUGUAAGAGACCACAAACUGCCACUUCUGUUCGGAGGGCAGCAGUACAAAAGAGCCAAGUGUCCAAACAGCGACGCUCUCAGUCUGCAGAGUCUCUGAGGAGCAGGGGUGAAGACCAAACUCUACUUGAGUUAGAAAGAACCCAAAAAGUUCUCAAUCAAAGGAUAGAGAGAAUGAGCAAGGGAAAGGCAGGAUCAAACACCAGAACGGUUCCAUCCCAAAAAAAUCUAGGAACCUCUCCAGCACAGUCUCCAGCAGCAAGUCGUCAACAAGGUCCAUCAGUCAAGAACAACAAUGUUCAGCCUCCUAAAGAAAAGGCACACUUGAUAACACAGCCCUGCAAACAACAGGAGACGAGCUGUGUGGAUGAGGAUGACGAAAAACCAGCCGUCCAAACAUCCAAGGGUCCGAUAAAAGCUACUCCACCACCAAGCCCUCCAUCAUCACCACGACCUUCAUCCGGAUUUUCCAGAGGGCAGAAUUCUGUCAAAAAACUGAUCGAUACAUUCAGUAAAGGCAGGGAGCAAUAUGAGGAAACCCGCGUUUUAGGACCUCUCAAAGGUGUCAGAAAGUGUGGCGUUCCUGUCAUGCCAGGCUUAGGUAAUAUUGAGGCCGUUCUCAGUACUGGAAUCACAAGCUGUCGAGAUGAAUCAACAUUGAAUGAUAAAACGGAUGAUUUAGAUCUUGACAGUCUUCCACCACCUCCACUAGAGGUAUUAAAUGACAAUUCCUUUGAGGGGGCUCACCGUUUUGCUUCAUCAGAUAAUGGAUCAACAAAAAAAUUUAACUCACCUGUCGCUAAGAGAGCUAUUGUAUCACGGUUAAGGGCCUCAGUUCAGUCAGUCACAGUGCUGCCAUGUAAAGGGAAUCUGCCACAACUCUCCAGGGUCCCGCUCGUGAUGAGACCUGACACACAUGACACAGUUACAAAGAUGGAGCCAGAGAAAGCCGUAGCUACCUCCACUCAAAAGCAAGCUAAAAAGAUCACUCAUCUGCAGGAAUCUUCCGAAACGCAUUCUGAGGUCUCAUCAAUAACUAAUUGUCAUUCAGGGCCAUUUCUCAGCAAAGCAGCAGCCUCACUAGGAGAACAAAAUGAUAAAAGACAACCAGAUCCGGAGUUCAAAAGUGUGCCUCAAACCAUGGUUAGCAACAGCCAACCAUCUGUCACCACACCUUUGUCCAGGGUGCGAAUGCUACCGUCAACACCUUCGGUUCCAAGUACCGUGCAGCAACGACUCACUAGUCCCUGCAGUUCUAGAAAGCAGCCUAUCCCUGCCUCUUCAAGCAGCCCCCCAGUCAGCCGGAAGCUUCCCACUCCACCGCCUGUUCACAGGAGACUCCCAACCCCACCUGUUACACGGCGAAAUGUUCCAAACGCGGCCUCCUCGUUUCCUUUCAAGGCACCGUCUCCACCAGCCUCACCGCAAGUUCAGAGAUGGUCGAGGGCGAGCAGCAGCUGCAGCAGUAACGACUCUUCUACGUCUCGGCUGACGGGCAACGCUCGCUCUGUGUUUGGCCUCGCUUCCCCAUCUCUGUUUGAGGCCCAGCCUUACUCAGUGCCUCAACCUCCCCAAGCAUGGACCUCUGCUGGGGGUUCCCUUCAUCCGCGCCCUUGGGGAAGCCAUGCGCGAUGUCCUGUAGCUCUCCGAGGACCGCAGCCUUUUAUCCGGCGCUGCCAUUCAGAGCGAAGAACAAGUCUGCCAUCUCGCUCAGCUGUCAGCUUCUCCAUGGCCCAGAGCUGUGGGAGCGAGCCAUCCUUAAAUACACAGGGGCUGGGGGAUGAACCUCCCAGGGAGGAUGAAUUGUGGAGGAGCCAAUCAGAUCUGCGAACUACCUCACGCUCUCUUACUCACCCUGAUCUAUGCAUUGUGGGUCAGUCCUUACAUCGAGUAUGAAGGGGCUGGUAACGACCAAGUGGGAUUAGGGAUUAGCAGGCCUCUCAAAGGAUUUCUUGUUGUUUUGAAGAAAGUUAUCCCUUUUGUUUUUUUUGAGAACAACUUUUCUCUUAACCUUACUUUAAAUGUUUUUUUGAAAUGUUUUUGUAUGAUUUUAUACAAUGUGUGUGCAUCUGUGUGUCUUUGCGUGAAUAUAUACACAGAAAAAACACAUACGGUACAAUACAGUACAUACUGUAUAUAUUUCACGUUAUGAAAACACUCAAUACAUUGAAUGUCUGGCCUUUUGUUUUUCUAAAUAUGGCUAGGUUAAACUCACUGCGUAUUUGAUUUAAUUAAUCAAGUAGAGCCUGUGAAUAUUUUGGAUAUCUUAAUGAAUAUUUCUGUCUUUAUUGGUCUCCUAAUACAAUGUGCUAAUACAUUCUUCUAAUGAGAAAUUAUUUGUCAUAAUUUGUUGAAUAUAAAGACGAUUUUGUUUCAGGUAGUUUUUCCACGUACCUACACAUUUUAAAGGUAGUGCCUAGAAGUUAUUCUAAUUGGGAUCAGGCGGUGUUAUCAUUUGAUCAUCCCAGAUAUAGUAGAGUUUGUUUUAAGUAAGUCUUUACUGUGAAUAUAAUAAUUUAUAUUAACCAUAAUGGGUAUAAACCACACAAGCUCUGGUUAAAUUAACCUUCUUCCUGGGAAAUACCAAACAUACGAGAUACAGCAGAAAUAAAAGCGUACAUCAGGACAGUUUUGUUUUGUCUUCAUUGCGCUAUACUUGAUUAACU
Gadus macrocephalus (Pacific cod) is the source of this 4602-nucleotide messenger RNA. It is a transcript of the gene pcare1, whose product is annotated as photoreceptor cilium actin regulator 1. NCBI's taxonomy places the organism in Eukaryota, Metazoa, Chordata, Actinopteri, Gadiformes, Gadidae. The coding region runs from base 389 to 3832 and encodes 1147 amino acids. The record is from RefSeq and is a predicted model, not a curated record. The transcript has 2 exons.